Mercurialis annua (annual mercury) is the source of this 623-nucleotide messenger RNA. RefSeq lists its product as uncharacterized. Bases 50 to 373 code for a protein of 107 amino acids. NCBI's taxonomy places the organism in Eukaryota, Viridiplantae, Streptophyta, Magnoliopsida, Malpighiales, Euphorbiaceae. The transcript has 2 exons. The record is from RefSeq and is a predicted model, not a curated record.
UCAUAGUUGAUACAAUAAAGCAGAAAAUAAAGAAAAAACUAUUGAAAAUAUGAAUUCAAUUAGGUCCUUUAUUGUACUACUCAUCGCCGUGUUAAGCAUAAGUGAGAUUAUGACAGCUUGUGCUGGUCCUAAUGCUGCCCAGUGCAAACAAGAGAGAACCCUCGACCUUAAUGCUUGCAAGCCAGUCAUAUACCAGAAGCCGCCGUCGGCAGAGUGUUGCCACCGUAUCAGAGUUUCACACGCCGAAUGUUUUUGCCCUCUUAUGACCCCUAAACUAGUUAAACUUCUUAACGUUACAAAAGUCAUUGGAAUCAUUGAAGGUUGUGGUCGGAGAGUUCCUCGACAUUUCAAGUGUGGAAGUAUCACAAGAUGAAAGUUGAACUCGCUUGCUAUUAUCAGAUGGGGUUUUUAAUAAUUUAAUAAGGAUGGUAUCCGAUGAUUUUUGAAUGAAAUUCGUACGAGUCUGCCAUUAUGAAUAAGUGUUUGACUAUAAUUUGUACUUAAAUUGGCUUAUGUUUAUUUGCAUCAAUUCUGGAUGUUGGUUACUUGGCUAAUUAAAAACAGCCAAUAUAAUCUUUAUUGUUCAAUUAAUAAGAGCUGGUUCAUUAGUAUUGUUACUAUAC